Molecule: messenger RNA, 261 nt
Organism: Pyricularia oryzae 70-15
Lineage: Eukaryota; Fungi; Ascomycota; Sordariomycetes; Magnaporthales; Pyriculariaceae
Exons: 4
Source: RefSeq, a predicted model, not a curated record
UUAUGUAGACCUGGCAGGGUUUUUUACAAGAAAGAGGAGUUGGUGCGCCAUACGCUAGGACAUGGAUUUCCACAAUAUGCUUGUGAAAACCCAGGAUGCGACAGAGGCUUCUAUCGGGCUGAUCUGCUCGCCAGGCAUCGACAACACGAUCAUUCGCUCGAACUUGUAUCUCAACCUCGGGGAACAUCCGAUUUCAUGAGCGGCGAAGCCAGCACUACAGUUCCAGGAACUCUGCAGGAUUGGUCAAGGAUGGUAGGCGAC